Solea solea (common sole) is the source of this 3544-nucleotide messenger RNA. RefSeq names its product butyrophilin subfamily 3 member A2-like. The transcript has 9 exons. Gene Ontology annotation, cellular component: external side of plasma membrane. The coding region runs from base 27 to 1526 and encodes 499 amino acids. Lineage: Eukaryota; Metazoa; Chordata; Actinopteri; Pleuronectiformes; Soleidae. The record is from RefSeq and is a predicted model, not a curated record. Gene Ontology annotation, biological process: negative regulation of T cell proliferation; cellular response to lipopolysaccharide; positive regulation of T cell proliferation.
GACUGCACGGGCGCACUUAAAAACGAAUGACGGCUCACUUGACCGCAGUCCAAAACGUUGUUUGCCAACCGCCAUUAAACCUCAGAAAAGAAAGAAGAAAGAAAGAGAAUCGGAACAGAACUUGGACUGAGGCUGAAGACGUUUUCACAAAUACGGGAGUAUGUACAAGUAUGGUUAUUGAGAAAUGGCCUCACCUUUCUACUGAAAACACGCUCGUGUUUGUGCUCGUUUGUUCUCUGGUUUGUUCUGGAGCAACACAUCAGGACGAGACUAACGGUGUCUCCAGAACGUACGUCACAGAGGGGGAAGAUGCCGUCCUUCACUGUUCUUAUGGAGGAAGCCUUGAGAACACGGUGGUAGACUGGGAGAACCAAAAUAAAAAAGAGGUGUGCCUCUACGACGGAGGCCAGCACUGUGAGGACAGGCGGGACAAUCAGGACGAGCAGUACAAAGGACGAGCGUCACUUUUCUACGACGAGCUGAAGAACGGAAACGCAUCCUUGAUCCUCAACAACACAAGGAUUGAAGACAAGGGGACUUACACCUGCACACUUCCACGUUUGAGUUCUGGAAUCCAAAGGUCCACGGUGGAGCUCAUCGUCAGUGUCUCCAGAACGUACGUCAAGGAGGGGGAAGAUGCCGUCCUUCACUGUUCUUCUGUAGAAAGCCUUAAGAACAUGGUGGUAGACUGGAAGAACCAAAAUAAAGAAGUGUUCCUCUACGACAGAGGCUGGCACUACGAGAACAGGCUGUGCUGUCAAGAUGAGCAGUACAAAGGACGAGUGUCACUUUUCUACGACGAGCUGAAGAACAGAAACGCAUCAUUGAUCCUCAACGACACAAGGAUUGAAGACACGGGGAUUUACACCUGUGACCUGAGUUCUGGAAGGCAAAUAUUCACGAUGGAGCUCAUCGUCGAACGGGUCCUCAGAAACAGAAUUGGACUUGAAAAAGGAGCCGUUCAGGCGCCAGACCUCAAGAUUGUGAACGUGUCAGAGGCCGGCGUGGAGCUCCAGUGUGUGGUCAGAGGUUCUUCAUCAAAGCCGAGUGUAGAGUGGCAGACGUGUGAAGGAACCUCUCUUAAUUCAGAGGAGCCACUGGUCUCUGAGACACGAGGCCGUUACGACACCACGCUCCUCGUCACUGUGACGGAGACGAAGACCAACUGCUUCCGCUGUGUGGUCAAACAGGAGGACAUUUACCACAGGAUUGACACUAACAUCACUGUGUCAGACAAACUCGGUACAGUUGUUCACUUAGCUUCAUGGGUUUCUGGAGUUGUCACAGUUACAGUGGUACUUCUGCUGGCUCUGGUUCUGUAUCUGAUCAUCAAAAAACGCAUAAGUCGACGGAACAUGAGCAGAGAAACAGAGGAGAUGAUGAAGAACUUCAACACCUCAGAACAAAACACUCAUUAUGAGAGAAUUGACACCAAGGACAUGAUGAAUGGAUCAGUGAAGGAAGAGGAGACAAGACAGAACAACGGCUCAGAUGAAGGCGAUGAAGACAUCGUACUGGAGAGUUGAUGAACAGAAGUCUAACGACGAUGAGAUGUUGUCCGUGUUUAUUUAGCCACAACGCUCCCAUUGUGAUACCUUCUCACUGUUCUUCUUCCAGGGAGUCCUGGUCAGGAUCAGCCAUAAAACGCCUGUGAAGGUGUUUUUAGAUAAGACGGAGAAAAACAGUUUGACCCAAUUCAGAGUUCAUUCUGGGAGCUUUUCAAACAAGUCGAGCGGUAGACGUGGUGCUGUACGACAAGAGGCUAGAAACAUACAUAGGUUAGUUUGAGGACUUGUUCGUAAAAAUCAGCAUAUGCAUUUCCCUCCUGUGGAUAAGAGACAACCAACCUACAGAGAAGAGAUGAAUGUAACAGCCAUUCACCUUCAUAUGCCUUGAUAUUUGUAGGAGGUGACUCUUUUCUAUACGUGAGCUGUUAAAAAGUGAAAUCAGCUGUAUUAGCGCGUACUUGGUUUUUCUUGAAGUCAAAGUUUUAAAAGCCACGUGUGUCGUCCACAUAUAAAUGUAGUUUAGCUGGAGCUAAAUCGUAUGUUAUCGUAUGUAUUUUUUUUGGUUUUUUUUACUACUUAACAUUUAUUUCCAUGUGCAAUCAUACAAAGAACAAAUAUACAACAAUCACAUAGCACAUGAUUUCGCUCCACAUUGACCUACAAAUUCAAAUUAUAUUACACGUACAGCAGGAGCCUGAUUCAUCUCAUUCAAGCCCAUAUGCAGUCACCCAUGUAUUAACACAGUAUUACCACAUCAAAUACUCCUCUGUAGCUGUAGUAUUACAGGUGUCCACUGAAAGCUCCUGUCCUGAGUUGGAGUUUGGCUGUAAUCAUCAGAAUUACUGAUUUAUUACCAUUACUGAUUCUAAUACUCUCCAUUAAAUACACAUUUUUUACUCUUACCCUCCAUUGUUGGACAGUUGGUAGAUUAACAUUCCUCCAUAACACAGUAAUCAUCUUUUUUGUGAUCAACAGCAACACCCAGAUUAAAUAAGCCUGUUUUUUGAUGAUUGUAUUUCCUGGAGUUUUUCCCAAUAUAAAAAUGUCUGGCACUAUGUUGUUGUUGUUUUUUAAAGUACUUUAUAAAUAAAGUUGGAUUGGAUUGAGCAGAACAAACAUUUAAAGCUGCUCUCAGUAAGAAUGAGCAUCAAGAACUGGCCCUAAAAUGUUGACGUCACAUUUUAGAAUCGGCUCCGCUCGCUUGGAACCUCGUCAGAGCAGGAACUAAACAAAAACACCAGGUGCUAUCACUGAUGGAGAAGCAAUAAAAGAAAAACUGAGCAGAGUCUCGUAGAGCUACAAAAGUGCCUUAACAAAUGAGGAACUUGUCCGUAUGUGUUAUGUUUUCUGUUGUCUUGUUCAUUGUACAUUGAUUUCCUUCAUCGUCUGCACUUUAAUUUAUUGUAAUUGAGUCUUAAAGGUCCACUGUGUAGAAUUCAGGGUUCAUAGUUAAAUGAUCAACACAAUCACAAUAUAUGUGACUGAAAAGUUGAUCAGUGAAGGAGAUUAUUCCUAAUCAGAUUAAGAAAGAGAUAGAAAACUGAACAAUCUUGGUUCUCCAGUGACUUUGAUGAAAUUGACCGGGGUCAUUGAAUGCAUCUGCUGCUCGCUGUCUCUCUCAUGCACUGGAGUUUGUUGUUGUUUGUUGUUUAAAUUUCUAAAUUUCAGACAUAUUUUAAAUAUAUGAGAUAAAUUCAAUACAGAUAUUAGUCUGAUCAUUUUUAAAUCGGUUCCUCUUAUUUCAACAUGCAACUUCACCCCGAAUGCCAUUAAAUCUACACCCUGGUUCUUUGCACUUUUACUGUUUAUGUGUUUGAGGAAAAGUCUAAAGCGUCUCUGUAUUUUGUGAAUCUGUGAAUGUGAAUGAAUGGGUGAUCUUUCAGGGCUGACUGAAUGAAUGUUGACACGUUUCACUGAUGAAAAUAGUUUUUUCAGUGAAAUCGUUUUUGAUUCUUUGUUUCGUGAUCAUGUAAAUAAGAAGAAACAUGUUUUUCUCAAUAUAUUUGUAAUCAUGUAAAAUAAAUAUAUAUUUAUCA